This is a messenger RNA of Vespa velutina, 1494 nucleotides long. RefSeq names its product SREBP regulating gene protein. Bases 425 to 1348 code for a protein of 307 amino acids. The record is from RefSeq and is a predicted model, not a curated record. The transcript has 4 exons. Gene Ontology annotation, biological process: positive regulation of SREBP signaling pathway. Lineage: Eukaryota; Metazoa; Arthropoda; Insecta; Hymenoptera; Vespidae.
UGUAACGAGACGAUAAGCCAUCUAACGUUCGACGGAAGAAACAAAGUAAUCUAUUCUUGCGAUCUAAUUUCAGGAUUUUCUUAAAUGUCGUGCUUUUGAUCGAUUCUCUCUAUAUCUAUGUCCUCGAUAUCAAGCAAGGUAAUCAACAAGUAUUCGCAGUGAUUCGGUACGAUUAAAAAGAAAUAUUCGCGAAUGUUACAAAAUAGAUAUGGUGAAAAGCCCAAUGGAAACAUAACCUCCUUUUGCAAGAGAUUUGGUGAUAUUUAUCGUUUAUGCGUGUUAAUCCUAUAUGUCGAGAAAUAUCUUAUCUCGGAUAAUAUCUUGGUAUACAAUGAAUCUAAUAGGUAUACCUAAACGAUAAAAAUGCAUAAAAGUUUAAGAGGAAAAGUUUAAAGUUUUCUGCUCGGUUACGAAUUAUAUAACCAUGGCAGGAUACACGGGAUUCGUUAGGAUUAUUCGUCGGCGUUUAGUUUUGGGACUUAUAUUUACAUUGUCGCUGACUUAUUGCGCUUUUUCUUUAUUCCGCAAUGAGAGUAGAUCGAUAGAAUUGGAUAGCGAUCUCGACGAUAUGGAGGGAUUGAUAAUGAAUGACAACAACAACGACGAUAUGAUUUCUGACGACGACGUUCCGUUACAACAACUUAAAGCAUCUGGUAAACCACGUGAAUCUUGGGGGAUGGAUGUUCCAAACGAAGUAGGAACCAAUGAAAAUGGCUUAGGUAUAGAUUCGCCGUCUAACUUAAAUGACACCGAUACGUCCAAUCGACCAUGCCGCAAUUCUGUACAGGGCAAAGUAUUGAUAGUCGACGAGCACGGAGUGGUAUGCGCCAGGCACGAACUUUUGUCCAAUGGUUGCUGUAGCAGGGAACAGAAGCAAUCGUAUAAAGCGGAAGAGGCCACGGUUACGGCCCUUAAGGAGAGAUACAGUUGUAAAACGUGCAACGCUCAAGGAUGCUGUGCUAUUUACGAAUACUGCGUUUCCUGCUGUUUACAUCCUGCCAAGCAUAUAAAGGGAAAGAAGGAUACCGUAGAGAGUGGUAAAAAUCUUCCGAGAAUAAAGGAAGAAGAUACGGUAAAGGUGCGUCUUCGCAAUAUGGAUCGAUUUCAAACCUGCCUCGCCGCCUGUCGUACAUCCAGUGCUAGCGUGCGACAUGAGAAUACCUAUAAAGAUCCUCAUUCGAAACAUUGUUACACUCUUCAACCACCUUAUAAUCAUCAACGACAUCGUCGUGAUAUCAAGUCACUGAAUAAUAAUCGCGACAACGACGGUGUUGUCGUUACAUCUUCUUCUGUCGUGCAAUCAAUUACCCUCGACAGGGCAAAUUUCCUUUCCUGUUGUCAUCUUUGAAAACUAAUCAUCUUUAUUAUUAUUAUUAUUAUUAUUAUUAUUUUACAAAAUAGUUACCGCAGAAAUGUGAACGAGAGGGAGGUCUACAAAGAGGAUCGAGCGCCGCGCACAAGCUUGGAUUUGAGUCUCCAAAUAUCCUCAUACGU